GGGAGGAAAUGACCCUUUUCCUGAUUGUCAGGUAGUUAAACGCAGUCUUUUCAGAGUGGGUUUUAGUCGAUGAGGUAUUCAAACACUGAGGACAAAGGAACAGUGAAGAAUUACUUUUCUAAAAAAAGAGGCCGAACUAUAAACAACAUUUAUUAGAAGGAAGGCAGUAGCCAAGUGAAGCAGCUGGAAUCACACUGAAGUUACUCUCAACUCUGCAGAUCAUUUCACUCUUCCUCCUGCUACAGACCUCACAUCCCUGAUUUACAGUGCCUUUUGUUUGAAAGAACUAAGCCAGGAAUUUCUGCUGGCUUGUUGCAGCUCUGUUAUACCUGGCCCACCAUUUUGUUGCCAUUCUUCAGAAAGCCACUCUGCAACAUGACAUUUGAAGAUUUUGAGAACUACUCUUAUUUCUAUGAUCUGUCUGAGGAAGAUGAGUCACCCCAGUCCUCCCUCAGCAUUGCCCAUAUUAUUUCCCUUUUCUUUUACAGUGUGGCAUUUCUGCUGGGAGUGCCAGGUAAUGCCAUUGUCAUCUGGUUCAUGGGCUUUAAGUGGGAAAAAUCUGUUUCCACACUCUGGUUCCUGAAUCUGGCCAUUGCAGAUUUCAUUUUUGUUCUCUUCCUGCCCCUCUAUAUUACAUACGUGGCAAUGGGCUUCCACUGGCCUUUUGGGAAGUGGCUCUGCAAAAUGAACUCAUUCAUUGCACUACUUAAUAUGUUUGCCAGUGUUUUCUUCCUGACAUUCAUCAGCCUUGACCGCUACGUCCGCCUUGUCCACCCGGUCUUUUCCUACAAAUACAGGACUGUGAAGAACACCCUUGUUCUGAGUGGGGUCAUUUGGAUGUCAGCUGCAAUUAUUGGUGGCCCUGCCUUAUACUUUAGAGACACAGCUACAGUGCUCAACAAUGUCACCAUUUGCUACAACAACUUCCAUGUGCAUGACAGGGAACUUAUUUUGCUAACACAUCACAUUCUCAUUUGGGUGAGGCUUGCAUUUGGUUACCUCUUUCCUUUAGUGACCAUGGUUAUUUGCUACUCACUGCUGAUUGUCAAAGUGAAGAGGAGAACUGUAUUGACUUCCAGCAGGCUUUUCUGGACUAUCACUGCUGUAGUUGUAGCUUUUUUUGUCUGCUGGACACCGUAUCACAUAUUCAGCAUUGUGGAGCUGUCUGCUCACCAUGAUGAAAACUUGCAUGACUUACUACAGGAUGGCAUUCCCCUCUCCACUGGCCUUGGUUUCAUCAACAGUUGCCUCAACCCAAUCCUCUAUGUUCUGAUUAGCAAAAAGUUCCAAGCCCAGGUCAAGAGCACAGUGUCUGAGGUGCUGAAGCUGGCCCUGUGGGAGGUGAGCCGCUCGGGAACGGUCAGUGAGCAGCUGUGGAGCUCAGACAACGCGCCUGUGCACUACUGUGAAACUGCCCAGUGACUGCUUGUGUCACCAGCUCUCUCCAAAAGAGCUGAUAGGAGAUUUGGAGGUGUUCUUGACUUCGCAUCUGCCAGUCAGAUGUGCAUCUUUACAUAUACAGGUUUCUGUAAACAGCUGGCUUAAUUGCACUUGCUGCUUGAAUUGAAGGGUUUUUGAGGGUCAUGAGAUUUGGAUGUGUGCCCUUGCAGUGCACAUCCAGCCUGAACUGAAAGUUAUCAGCAUAUAACUGGGCUUUUGAUGAGGAUUAUCAUUGUAAUCCUGUUGGUUUGCUGUGGUUCCAUACCUCGCUGAUAUAAAAAGAACACAUAAUAAAAAUAAUCCUCUUUGCCAUUGCUGAUACCUUUCCUAAUUGAGGCAUUCUCAUCAAAGAGGCUGUGGCCAUACAUCACUGGGUCAUGAGUCUCCUGAUUGCCUGCUACUGCCCAAAGCAGGAAUCCCUGGCCACCCACCUAAAUGAAGCUAUCAGUGGCUCCACUCUGCAGCUGGAGAAGAAUCUCAAGAUGGAGAACACUGAAUUGCUGCAUUCUAUUGACAAAAAAAGAAAUAUAUGGAAAAAAAACACUGUCUUCUCCCAAUGUUCUUUAUCUUACACUCAAAACUAAGACAGGAGACCCUGUGUUUUCUGGUAACUUAGUGUAUUUUUAACACCAGCUGGGUGCAAAAUACUGAGCAGAUGUUUCAUAUAGAUAUUAGGCUCAUUCAAAAUGUGCAAAGAAUUUGUGAAAAUAUUUCUUAUAGCUUCUGUGCCACACUUAUUUUUCUAUUUUUAAAAUUUUAGUACUACAGAGGUUUUCAACUAUUGAUUGCUCUUUAUUACUCUUUCAAGCAAAGGUAAAGAAAUAAUAUAACAUUUUGUUUGCCCUAAUGUCAAGCUAAAAAAAAUGGGUGGAGUGAAUUCAUCAGUAUUCUGUUACAAGUCUCUAGCCAAAUUUGGACUUCUUUUCCAAGUAAGAGGCAAGACAGUUCAUCCAGGAAAUGGAGUCCACUCCCAUAAGAAAGAUGAAGUAGUCCCAGUUCUGCUGUGUUCCGUUCCAACUUGUUGCUUGCUGCAGAAUCACACAUGCACCAAUGUAAAUAUAUAUAUAUAUAUAUAUAUAUGCUAUGUGGAGUGAACCAAUUUCUGAUGCAAUACCACUUAAUUAAAAAGUUGAAUGUGGGACAAAACUCCACUGAAAGUAAAAGCAUAGAGCUUUGGGUAAAUUUGAACUGUUUUUUCCUAGUUAUUGGCCUAGGCAUAGAGAAUAAAACUGCCUUUCAUAUAAUUUACUUAGUUUAUAUGGCCUACCAACACAUUAGUAGCAUUUAUGCUAUAAUUGAGGCCUUAUGUGUAAAUAGAUUUGCUUUUGUAUAAAAUAUAUAUAUGUAUGCAUGCAUAAGUACAUCCAAUAUUGUUAGCUGCACUAAUAGAAAAAGCCUGACUCUGGUCUGUAACUAUUUCUUUGGGCUCUAGUUUCAGAGUCUGAGAGAGUCAGGCAGGAUCAGUGGAAUUUCAGUGUAUUUCCUUUUGGGCUGGAAAGCUGGUAAGCAGCGUUCUUCCUUUGAGUAAUUUGCUGCCUGGUACACAGUUGCUCAUCAUAAUAUUUUGGCACCGCGCUGCUGUAUGUGCCUAAAUCAAACAUUUUGCAGUUUUUCUUCACGUGUUCCCUAACAUCUUUCUAAGUGGAAUGUACUUUCUUGGCUGUAGUACAAGUGAAGUAAUAAAAUUUUGUUGUUUCCGAA
Messenger RNA from Pseudopodoces humilis (Tibetan ground-tit), 3141 nucleotides. It is a transcript of the gene CMKLR2, whose product is annotated as chemerin chemokine-like receptor 2. Gene Ontology annotation, molecular function: complement receptor activity; G protein-coupled receptor activity. Gene Ontology annotation, biological process: inflammatory response; positive regulation of cytosolic calcium ion concentration; complement receptor mediated signaling pathway. The record is from RefSeq and is a predicted model, not a curated record. Gene Ontology annotation, cellular component: plasma membrane. NCBI's taxonomy places the organism in Eukaryota, Metazoa, Chordata, Aves, Passeriformes, Paridae.